Tripterygium wilfordii is the source of this 3642-nucleotide messenger RNA. Its product is annotated as ATP-dependent DNA helicase DDX11. Bases 146 to 2899 code for a protein of 917 amino acids. The record is from RefSeq and is a predicted model, not a curated record. Gene Ontology annotation, molecular function: DNA binding; DNA helicase activity; ATP binding. Lineage: Eukaryota; Viridiplantae; Streptophyta; Magnoliopsida; Celastrales; Celastraceae. The transcript has 9 exons. Gene Ontology annotation, cellular component: nucleus. Gene Ontology annotation, biological process: nucleobase-containing compound metabolic process; establishment of sister chromatid cohesion.
CUCGAAAACAGAGAGCUCCGUUCCCGUUUUCUUGUGACAGAUUAAGAAGAAUCAUCUAAAGACAACGAAAUCAACCCAAAAUCCGAAGAAGAAAUCUUCAUAUCGAGGAUUUUAAGUUUCAGAAAAGAAGGGGAGAUAUAGAGGUAUGGGACAAGAAGAAGGGGGGUCGAAAUUUGCAGGAUUUCCAUAUAAACCCUACUCGAUCCAGGUCGAUUUCAUGAAUGCCCUAUAUCAAUCAUUGGAUAAAGGCGGCGUUUCCAUGCUCGAAAGUCCCACUGGAACUGGGAAAACCUUGAGUAUCAUUUGUAGUGCUUUCCAGUGGGUGCUUGACCAGAGAAGAAAAGAGAAUUUGCAAAUAAGAGAUGAUUCUGUAGCUAAUCAGAAAAGUGAGGGUCAAGUUGGUUGUGAUGAUGAACCUGCUUGGCUGAGAAAUUUUGAUGUGAACAAAAGUAAUCAACCUCCAGAAAAGAAAAUUAAUGAGAAAAAAGAUGUAUGUCAAUCAAAAAAGAAGGGUAAGGGCAGUAACCAAGAAAGUUAUAGAGAUUUGUUUGCACGUGGUGAGGAGGAGUGCUCUCCCAUGGAUAAACUGUCUGAGAAGUUGCAAAAGAAAAAUGAUGCAGAAGAGUUGUCUGAUGAUGAGUUUUUGUUGGAAGAGUAUGAAAGUGACGAGGAAAGGGCUCUAGGUGGUGGGAAGUCAAAAAGAAAGCCUGGUGGGAUUUCUAUAUGUUCGUCAAGCGAUGAGGAAAGGGAGGAAGAUGGGACUAAUGAGAAGGAGGAGGAUGAGGGAAGGAUGAAGGUUUACUUCUGCAGUCGAACUCAUUCACAGCUUUCACAGUUCAUACAGGAAUUAAGGAAAACUGUCUUUGCAAAUGAAAUAAAUGUUGUGUGCUUGGGCUCUAGGAAGAAUCUCUGCAUCAAUGAAGAGGUUCUUAAACUAGGAAACUCGACCCGCAUUAACGAACGGUGCUUGGAUCUUCGGAAGAACAAGAAAAAUGAAACUUCAAAAAUUAAGAAUGUAGGUGCAGAUGGAAGAAGACAUCGAACCAAGGCUUCAUCUGGAUGCCCAAUGCUCAGAAAACAUCAGCUUCAGAGACAAUUUAGGUCUGAAGCAUCUCACAAUGGAGCAUUGGAUAUUGAAGAUCUUAUUCAACUUGGCAGAAGUUUAGGAACAUGUCCAUAUUAUGCCUCUCGAAGCAUGGUCCUGGGGGCAGAUCUUGUGGUUCUUCCUUAUCAAUCUCUUCUGUCAAAAUCGUCACGUGAAUCACUUGGUCUGAAUUUGAAGAACAAUAUUGUUAUAAUAGAUGAGGCUCACAACCUAGCGGACUCCCUCAUUAGCAUGUAUGAUGCAAAAAUUACUUUGUCACAGUUGGAGACUGUUCAUUUGCACAUAGAGAAGUACUUUGGAAGAUUUCGCAAUCUCUUGGGUCCUGGCAAUCGUAGACAUAUCCAAACUCUGAUGGUUAUCACUCGAGCUCUCCUUCAGUCUCUACUUGAGAAGGAUAUGGAUUAUGUAGACACUUGCAAAGAUGCUGAAAAAGCUGCUGGAUCGAUCAAUGCAUUUGAUUCCUCGAUGGCCAUUAAUGAUUUUCUAUUUUCUCUCAAUAUAGACAACAUUAACAUGAUCAAAUUGGUACAGUACAUAAAGGAAAGUAAUAUCAUCCACAAGAUCAGCGGAUAUGGAGAUAAAGUCAGCCGCUUAAACGAAGGUUUGGCACUCAAAGAUUCUUGGGAAAGUUAUGAGGAGGAAAGCUCUCUGGCUGGUUUCCAGGCACUGGUGGAUAUGUUGCUGUCACUGAUAAAUAAGGAUAGCGAUGGACGAAUAAUAAUCUCUAGGGCAAGACCAACAUGCUUCGGACAAAAAGGAGGAUACUUGAAAUAUGUCAUGCUUACAGGAGAGAAGAUUUUUUCAGAGAUUGCAGGGCAAGCACAUGCUGUCAUACUUGCUGGGGGGACUUUGCAACCCAUAGAAGAGACAAGAGAGAGACUAUUCCCAUGGUUGCCUUUAAGUGAACUACAUUUCUUUUCAUGCAAUCAUAUAGUCCCUCCUGAGAAUAUUAUGCCAGUUGCAGUUUCCUAUGGUCCUACUGGUCGGUCUUUUGAUUUUAGCUACAACUCCAGGAGCCUGCCAACAGUCAUAGAGGAGCUAGGGCUCCUGCUUUGCAAUUUGGUGACUGUGGUACCAGAGGGUAUUGUUGUGUUCUUCUCUUCAUUCGAAUAUGAAGGAAAGGUAUACGAGGCUUGGAAGAAGUCUGGCAUCCUUGAAAGGAUUAUGAAGAAAAAGCACGUCUUCAGAGAGCCUCGAAAAAACACUGAUGUAGAAAUUGUUCUCAAGCAAUACAAGGAGAUAAUCGAUACAUUGUCUAAAAGAUCUAAAGAAGACCAAGGAUCCCAUAAUGGUGCUAUACUUUUAGCCAUAGUUGGUGGAAAGAUAUCAGAAGGCAUCAACUUCAGUGACGGGAUGGGUAGAUGUAUUGUUAUGGUUGGAUUGCCCUACCCAAACCCAUCUGACAUUGAGUUGAUGGAGAGGGUGAAGCAUAUUGAAGGCUUGGGGCAGUCAAAUUCUACCAAAUACCCAGUCGAUAAUCAAUAUUAUGAUGGAGAUAUUCAGGCUGCAUUUGGCAUAUUAAGAAGUUGCAAGCACAGAGGAAAAGAAUAUUACGAGAACCUCUGUAUGAAAUCUGUUAAUCAGUCUAUUGGUAGAGCAAUAAGGCACAAAAAUGACUAUGCAGCAAUUUUGUUGGUUGACAAGCGGUAUAUAUCCGAUCCCUUGAAACGAAGCUUUUCGGACCCAACUAGCAAGCUUCCACAGUGGAUAAAAAAUCGUCUUGUUUCUGCAACUAGUAAUUAUGGAGAAGUCCAUCGGCUGCUGCAUCAAUUCUUCAGAGUAUGUCGUAAAUAGUAUUACUUGAAGUUCAAAUUUUCCACAAUGAGUCUUUUAUCUGAUUAGCCAAUGCAUUCUUGGAUCACUUGAUUCAAUUUAUACUGUCGCAGAGAUUCAAUUUAUACUGUCCCAGAGAUAUUUACAGGUGCUCAUAUAGUGUUCUUGGAAAUUUGAUAUUUGGCUGGUAGGUACUACCAUCAGUUUAACCAAGUAAAUUUGUGAAUACAGCAGCCUAGUAUAUAUAUGGAAGUUCGUUAACCAAACUCAUAGGUCAUGACUUUUGGGCUAAAUGGGCCACCAUCUCGUAUAUAAAAACCCAAUGUGCAAGUAGGCCCAUUAACUUGUGCUCCCCAGGAUCAUUACUUUUCCUUCCACGUGGGAUCCCCUGGCAGGCUAGCACAUAUAUUCAUCAAUAUCGGGCGUCUCAUUCGACCCUUCAAAUAUGGCCAGUAAGCCACAUUGGGCCUCAAAUUUGUGUGAUCUGUUUGGGCAUGGUGUAGCCUCUCCCAUGAAGAAUACUGGAGCUCAAGGCCUGCCUUUUUUUUCCAAUUCUUUUCAUUCAUAUGUUGUUUAUGUAUUUGAGAUUUGUCUCUCAAUGGAUAUUGUCCAUCAAUGGAGUUGAUGGGAUUUGAAUUGUCUCUGAUCUUCUUAACUAUUGGUCGAAUAUCUGUGGACAACGGUUGUUUUCGCUGUCGCGUUUAUUGUGUUGUUUAGGUUAUCAAUUAUUGUAUUUGCUUGUAUCGAUGUAACCUAUGUUUCUU